Molecule: messenger RNA, 1023 nt
Organism: Colias croceus (clouded yellow)
Lineage: Eukaryota; Metazoa; Arthropoda; Insecta; Lepidoptera; Pieridae
Gene: icln
Product: methylosome subunit pICln
Exons: 6
Coding region: 184-819 (211 amino acids)
Biological process (GO): mRNA cis splicing, via spliceosome
Cellular component (GO): spliceosomal complex; cytosol
Source: RefSeq, a predicted model, not a curated record
UGUGGUUGUGUUAUUUGCAUGCGCGAAACGUGUUUUUUUGUGAAUUUGUACUAUUUUCUUUCUAUUUCUGAUUCCAAAUGAGUUUCAUUUAGCAUUUAAUAUUUUUUAGUCAUAGUUACAUUACAGUGACGUGUCUAACAACUUAAACUAUCGAUAUUUGAAACUUAAUACGACUCAUUAAAAAUGGUUGUGGUAUCUUCAACAUUUUCUGUGCCGGUAGAAGGCAUUAUUUUACAAACACCAUCAACGAAAUUGUUCAUAAACGAUCAAGAAAUAGGUACAGCUACGUUAUAUAUAACAGAAAAUAAUGUGCUAUGGGGCGGAGGAGUCGGUGCCUCUGGUGGUCAUUCACCAUCAAUAUCACUGCUAUAUCCUAGUAUAUCACUACAUGCCAUACAGAGAGAGCCCAGCCCAGCCUUGUAUAUGGUGCUGAAUUAUGAAUUAAGAUUACCCCAAAACCAGUCUGGAGGCGGAGACACAAGUGAUAGUCAGAAUGAUGACGAAGAAUUUGAUGCUGACGAUCAACCCAUCACACAGCUGAGGUUCAUCCCAGCCAACGAGCAUGACCUACAGCCGAUGUAUUCAGCGAUGAGCCAGGGUCAGGCUUUACACCCGGACCCACAGGAUGUGGACGAUGAGGACCCUUACAUGGAUGGAGAGGAUUUUGAUGAAGGAGAAGAGGAAUUCGAAGACGCGGAGGAGAGCGAAGGAAGUCCAGAGGAAGCUGCAAGGAGUCAGUUACAACAACUGAGGAUUGAGAACACAAAUGGAACGUCUAAUUAUCACGAUUGUGAAGACAUGGACAACGAGCAGAAUUAAUUUUUAAUUUUAAUUAUAAAUUACAAUUUAAUAUUGGUUUUAUUAUACGCUGUGUUUUGCACGCAAGUAUGUUUUUCCUAACUUUAAGUUGGAAUGCAUUUAACUAAUAAUUUUUUUUUUUUUCAAUAAAUAAUAAAAAAUCAAUUAAAAAGUCAAUUUUUUCAAGUCGAGUUUGUGAGGAUGGAUGUAUGUGUAUUGUGUAUG